This is a messenger RNA of Chinchilla lanigera (long-tailed chinchilla), 2140 nucleotides long. RefSeq names its product atonal bHLH transcription factor 8 (gene Atoh8). NCBI's taxonomy places the organism in Eukaryota, Metazoa, Chordata, Mammalia, Rodentia, Chinchillidae. The record is from RefSeq and is a predicted model, not a curated record. Gene Ontology annotation, molecular function: DNA-binding transcription factor activity; protein dimerization activity.
CGGCCGGCAGCCCAGCUGUUUUGAAAAAUGCUUCCUGUUUCUUUAAAGGCGCUCGCAGCGGCUCGGGCGGCCGGGCUGGGGAGGCGGUGGCGGCGGGAGCUGCCUCCUCUCCGGGCGGCGGCGCUGACUGAUCUCGCCAACCGGGCUUCUGUGUAAACUGAGGCUAAACAAACACAGAUGGAGCGCAGCGGGCGUGCUGCAGAAAUGCUGGCGAGGCGGCCGCGACUUCAGAUGACACUCUGAGCGCUGGGGACGCACAGCCCGCGGCUCUGCGCGGAGCCCGGGGCGCAGCUGCCCGGGGCGAGGGGAGCGGCGGGGAGGGAAAGGGCGAGCUGGGGACGCCAUGAAGCCCCUGCCGGCGCUCGAGGACCGCUCGUGGAAGCCCGUGUGCGUGCAGGAGCUGCACGGCCUCAAGAAGCUCAGGCGGAAAGGCAAGGAGCCGGCGCGGCGCGCGAACGGCUAUAAAACUUUCCGAUUAGACUUGGAAGCUCCCGAGCCCGGCGCCACCGCCACCGCCACCAACGGGCUGCGGGACAGGACCCAGCGGCUGCAGCCGGCCCCGGCCCUAGUGCCAGCCCCAGGGGUGCGGGCAGCUCCCCCAGCUGCGGGCCGCAGCCUUUUCGCGAGCCGGGCGUGCGUCCCCGCAUCUUGCUGUGCGCACCGCCCGCGCGCCCCACGCUGCCCGCGCCGCCCGCACCCGCUGCGUCCGCUGAGUCCUCUGGGCGCCCCUCGCCCCCCACGCGCCCGGGGGAAAGUUCCUACUCGUCAAUUUCACACGUAAUUUACAAUAACCACCCGGAUUCUUCGGCGUCGCCUAGGAGACGGCAGGGCGAAGCGGCAGCCGCUUCUUCGGAGAUCAAAGCCCUGCAGCAGACCCGGAGGCUCCUGGCGAAUGCCCGGGAGCGGACGCGCGUGCACACCAUCAGCGCGGCCUUCGAGGCGCUCAGGAAGCAGGUGCCGUGCUACUCAUAUGGGCAGAAGCUGUCCAAACUGGCCAUCCUGAGGAUCGCCUGUAACUACAUCCUGUCCCUGGCACGGCUGGCUGACCUCGACUACAGUGCCGACCACAGCAACCUCAGCUUCUCCGAAUGUGUCCAGCGCUGCACCCGCACCCUGCAGGCCGAGGGACGUGCCAAGAAGCGCAAGGAGUGAGUGACCGUGGGCCAGACCGAGGACGCUGCAGUAGCCUCUGUCCCGCCAGGCCGGAGGACGAAGGGAGUGUGCCAUGUCAGCCCCAGUCUCCAUCUCCUCCAAGAUGCCACCAGCCUUCUACCCUCCACGCCAUCAGGCUGGCAGGGGCAGGAGCAGGCUGGCCUCCGUCACCUCCUGUCCUCCUCCACUUGUGGUGUGGUCGUUCCGCACUUUGCCCACUGCCUGGUCGGGAGAGACCUCGGUCUUCCUCUUGCUCGGCCUCAGGUCCUGAGGCUGCAGAAAUUCAUUGCCAAAGAUUCACCAGAGACACUGAACAAGAUGGGGGACGAAACCUGCCGGCGAUAAGCCGUGGCUGUGUGACUCUGUCCCUCCUGUCGCCCGAGUCCUAUCUCAAGCCAAAGAUGAAACAGCAAUUCUAGGAACUCCUGGAAGGCAUGGGCCUUUGGUGACCGUGGGAAGCAUGUGACCCUCUGAACUGUUGCUCUGUCCACACUGGCUCCUGAGCUGGCCGCGUGCAAGUUAAACCUUCUGGGGGUACUGGGAGGAUGGAGAGGCGGGCCUGAGAUCCCUGUGCCCUUCUUUUUCUUCCACCAGCUGCCCAGGCCUCGGACCCCGAUUCUCAGUGUUCCCUGGGGCCAGACUCCUUCUGAGGGCCUGAGCAGCGUGAGAAGCGAGUGGGGUCAAGGGUGCAAGCAGUAGUACCCCACCCUCCACCCAGACACUUGCCCCAGGUCUUUGCUCCCCCAGCCAGUGGUCCCCCUCAGGCUGGGAAAGCACGAUGGCACCCCGUGGGAAGGCAGUGAUCUGUCACAGGUGGGCAGGAGGGCAGAGGGAGGAAGGGACCAGGGGAGCGGGUCAGGAUGUGGGGUGGGGGGUACAUUCAAAGCCAGGGCCUGCUCUUUCCUUGUGCUCGAAAGGCCAAAGCUGUUCACAUCUGUGCGCAACCAUCUGCUUCAAAUUGAAGUAAAAGCCCCGUCAUAUAAAGAAA